UCCAUCCAAUUUAUCGGCUUCUUCAUCACACUUCACAUUCUCUUUUCUCGUGAUCACAUGAAGCUGACUUUUGGUCAGAAACUCAGAAUUCACAUAGGUACUCUUUUCCUCACUGGUAAACUCAGUUUUAUAACCAACCUUGGCCUCUACUUCAUUCACACACAUCCUUGUUGUUUUGAUUUUAUCAUAUUGGUAGUCUUGUCUUGUUCCCUCUUCUCUGUUUUUUUUUGUUACGCUCAAUCCGAUGGCUAAGGAGCUUGCUGAUAAGGCUAAAGAGGCUUUCAUAGACGAUGAGUUCGAUGUUGCUGUUGACUUGUACUCCAAAGCCAUUGACUUGGAACCCAAUUGUGCUGAUUUCUUCGCUGAUCAUGCUCAGGCCUAUAUCAAACUCCUAAGCUUCACUGAGGCCGUGGCAGAUGCAAACAAAGCAAUUGAGUUGGAUCCUACACUGACCAAAGCUUACUUAAGAAAAGGAACUGCUUGUAUGAAGCUUGAGGAGUAUCGGACUGCGAAAACAGCUCUUGAAAAGGGUGCUUCCAUCGCACCUAGUGACUCCAAAUUUAAGAAGUUGAUAGAUGAAUGUGUUCUGCGAAUCAAUGCUUAAUUAAGCUUACAUCAUCAUGUUUACCCUGUUUUUGUCCUUGUCCUCU
Molecule: messenger RNA, 650 nt
Organism: Camelina sativa (false flax)
Lineage: Eukaryota; Viridiplantae; Streptophyta; Magnoliopsida; Brassicales; Brassicaceae
Product: protein SGT1 homolog B-like
Molecular function (GO): protein-folding chaperone binding
Source: RefSeq, a predicted model, not a curated record